CCCCACCCCAUCGUCAUUGCAACCGCCUCCAGUUUGCCUUUCUUUAUUAAAGAGCACGGAACAAGCGUUACUGGUAUAACAUUUAAGAACCUUACGGUAACGCACCUCAUCCACCGUACCCAACUCAACCAAAACCACUUCCCCAUUCACAACUACCGAGAAUCAAAAGACGAGAACACGCACAAAAAAAACCCCUUUCUUUUCGCUUUUUCACAGCUUCGCACUACAGUAUACACGGUACGGCACGAUACGAUACGAUAGAUAACAUGCCUCUCGUCGUCCCCGGUAUCAACUCGAAGGAUACGUCCGCUCUGGACGCCAAUACCGUGAACCCGGUUAUCCCCUCGGAGGAGACGAUCAAGGCUGGUGUUUUUGAUACGAAGAGGAAGGAUGAGGAGGGGGAGCGUAAGCCUGAGGCUGAGCAUUUCCAGGCUACGCCUGGUCCCGUCAUACCGCAGGAUACCUCUGCUCUUGGAGAGAAGGCCGGCCGCGAGGAGCUACACGCUAGAGCUCAGGAGUUGAAUAAAUAGAUGAUGAAUACAGGCAGGAGAAAAGUGGUGGGGGCUGUUACGGAGUGAGGGUCAUCGUGAUGGGGGUUCGGGGCUUUUAACGGUGUCAUUGCUCCAUUUUCUUUUCCAUUUUCUUCCCUUUUCGAUGUUUGGGAGAUGUUACUGGAUUCCAGUCGUGUUGCGGCUAUUAUUAUCUUGUUUCCUCUAUCCAAAUUUUCUUCAGAUAAAACAAUAGGAUGUUUUGAACUUCUA
Molecule: messenger RNA, 761 nt
Organism: Tuber melanosporum (Perigord truffle)
Lineage: Eukaryota; Fungi; Ascomycota; Pezizomycetes; Pezizales; Tuberaceae
Exons: 1
Coding region: 267-530 (87 amino acids)
Source: RefSeq, a predicted model, not a curated record